CCAAUUUUCAAAAAAAAAAGAAUCAAUGACGUCGCACUUGAAAUACAUCACGCUCUCUAUUUUGCUGUGCGUGGGCUGAGUGCAAAAAUAUAUUCGCACUUUGAUUGCUGGUCAUUGGACGAUGUUAUUGCCACUACACAAGAGUCAAAAGAAAGUCGUCUUGGCUUCGGCUUCACCACGACGACGUGAGAUUUUAUCAGAUUUGGUAAACUAUCGAAAAGGAAUAUCGGACCAGAACAAAUGACAAGUCGCACUCAUGGCAUGCAUGACUCGUCUCAUUGAUAGGGCAUUCCUUUUGAAGUGGUAACUACUUUCGAAGAUGACGCAAAUAACCCGCUUGCCUAUGCCAGCCCGUCUGAUUAUGUUGCAGAUACGGCCUUAAUGAAAGCCCGCGAAGUUUUCGAACGUUGUCAGGAUGAUGCUACUUUGCCUGAUGCGGAUAUUGUGAUCGGCGCAGAUACUGUGGUUGUCAUGGACAACGAUGUAUUGGAGAAACCGCGAGAUGAGGCGCAUGCAUUGGCCAUGCUCCAACGUUUGAGCGGUCAGACACACCAAGUAUUCACAGGUGUUCACAUUAUAUACAAGUCCGACUCUGAGGUCAAGCAAACGGGUUUUGUCGAGUGCACUCGGGUCAAGUUCUCCGAGAUUGACUCAGAUACCAUGGCUGCAUAUAUUGCGAGCGGUGAGCCAUUUGGCAAAGCAGGUAGUUACGGCAUUCAAGGCACGGCAUCUCUGUUUGUGGAAUGGAUUCACGGCGAUUAUUGGAAUGUGGUAUGUCGUUGGCUUACCUAAAAGCCGACUUUAUCAUCAAUUGAAGCAGCUGAUGGUUUAAAAAAUGGACCACAUGAACCUUCCAUUUGGGUACACAUCAAGAUAAGAAAGAUCAGCUAGCCGUGAAUAAGCGAUUUCAACACUUCAUCCACCCUGUUGAUGGGACCUGCUACAGAACACAAGAAAUGGGGUGAAGCAUCACAAGUGCUACCAUCCGAAUAAAGUGUGCUAAGAAUAAAGGGAAGAUAGGGUGGCACAAUGAUCGCUUUUGAAGUUGUUUGUUCGCUAUACCAUAAAUGAUCAAAGGGAGCCAAAUCGAAAAAUGAGAACAUGUG
Molecule: messenger RNA, 1106 nt
Organism: Radiomyces spectabilis
Lineage: Eukaryota; Fungi; Mucoromycota; Mucoromycetes; Mucorales; Radiomycetaceae
Product: maf-like protein
Exons: 4
Coding region: 382-792 (136 amino acids)
Molecular function (GO): nucleoside triphosphate diphosphatase activity
Source: RefSeq, a predicted model, not a curated record